Molecule: messenger RNA, 2391 nt
Organism: Paramecium sonneborni
Lineage: Eukaryota; Ciliophora; Oligohymenophorea; Peniculida; Parameciidae
Source: the annotation of a GenBank genome assembly
AUGUAAAAAUAUUUUAAUAAAAAAUCAAAAAGUCCCUUUUUAAAUGAUAAAUCACCUAAAAUUGGAUAUUCAACCAAGGAUCAAUCAAUUAAUAAUGAAAAUAUAAACAGAGAAUAAACAAUAGAAAAAUUAAUAUUAUAAUUAGAUUAUAUAAGAAAAAAAAAUGAGUAAGAAAAAAGGGAAAUGAUUGAUACUUUUAAUCUAUAAAUGUAAACUAAAAUUAAACAACACUAAAUAUUGGAAACUGAGUAUUAACAAAAAAAUUAAUUAUUAGAAUAAUUAUUAUUUUAGGAAUAAUCAAAAACAAUCCAUCUAACCAGAAUAUUGUAAGAAAAAUAAAAAGGGAAUCCUAUUUCAGAUAAAGAUUAAUUUCGAAACAAAUAUCAAUCUUCAGAAUCAUCAUAAGAUUCUCAAAGUAAUAAUACCAAAGUUCAAACUAAAUAAACAUCAAAAGAUAUUUCAGUUAAACAGCUCCUAGAAAUAAUUAAUAAUAUUUAAUCAAAUAUUGUUCGACAUUCUAAAAUAAAAAGGCUUAAUAUAAAUUGGAUUGAUUAUGAAAUUCUAGAAACUGAUUUACAGAAACAAAAAGAUUUAUCUAAAUCUUUAGCUAAAAUUAAUUAAAUCUUUGAUAAAUUCUUUAGUAUUAUUAAUGAUAAUUCUGCUCCAUAACUUUCCCCUUAUAGAGUUGGGAACAUUCCUAACUCAUUCUAAACUAUUGAUACAAAGAUUACGCCAAAUUAAUUAUAAGGGAAAGCUAAAUUAUAAAAUAUUGGUACAUAAACAAUCAAUACUAUAACUAAAACUCAUAAAAUUGUGUAAACUGACUUAAAUAACAUAUUUUCUGAAUAAAUACAAUCAAAUGAGACUAUAGCUACAGAAUAAAUUGAAAAGAAUUAAAUUAAAUAAGAAAAAAUAGCAGAUAUACAUAUAAAAUAGAAAGAAAUAUUAUAAAACAAUUAAUAUUCUUCAAAUUCAAAAUUAAUUUAAUCUUAAAAUUAAGCUUAACAAACUAAGCUUGUAGAGCCUUAAUUAUAAAUUUGCAAAAUUUUUUAGAUGAGUAUUAAAAACUAAAUAGAUUAAAAAAAGCAAAAGUAAAUUUCUACAGAGAUUUAAACAGAUCCUAUUCACAGAGAAUCAAUUAAUAAAUAAAUAGAAUUAAUAAAGCAUCAUUCAAAAAUUACUGAAAAAGAUGAAGAAUAUGAAGAAGAAUAAAAUGAUGAAACAAAAAAACAGAGUAUUAAUUAAGAUGAAGAAUCUGAAAAUGAAAAUGAUAGCGAAUCAAUUUUUGAUUGCAAUAAUCCAGCUUAUGAUUCUGUAAUUGAGCAAAAUUAAGAAUUACUUGAUUUAAGAAGAGAAUGUUAGGAGAAAAAUGAUAAAAUUAUAAAUUUGGAAAUUACUGUUUAACAACUUCUAAAAUAAUAAGGAUUAUUUUAAUUCGACAAUUUAAUAACAAGUGAAUAACAUUGUUUAUAGGAAUUAUUAUCAAAUAAAUGGUUAAUAAAAUUGAAAGAUUAUGAAGCAUAAUAAAAAUAGACUAUUGGUAUUUUAAGUUAAGAUUCAAAUUUUAUAAAAAAUACCUUAAAAGCAAUUUUUGAAGAUGAAUUAGAGAUAAAUCUUGGGAUAAAUUAAUUUGCAAUUUAGUACUACAAUGAUGAUUUUUUGGAAAACUUUUAGUUAGACAUUAUGAUAAAAUAAAUAUAAUUUACUGACAAAAUUAUUGCAAAUUCAAGAAUUAGUUUUGAGAAAUAACAAUUUUAAAAGUUUUGGAUUGAUUUUAUGAUUACUCAUUGUAGUGUAUUUGUUUAUCUGUGCAAAAAUUGUAAUGAGGAUGACUUAAAGAUAAUUGAUUAUUUAAGAGAAAAUAAUAAAAAGAUCAUAAUAUUAACAUUUAAAGAUUUAGAGAUAGAGAAUUUUAACAUUUAUAAUAAUUUUAAAUAAAAUAUAGAUUAUCAAAUAAUUUAGAUUUAAGAAAACAAGAAUAUAUUAUCAUCAGUUUGGAAAGAAGUACUCUAAAGUGAUUGGGAAUGGGUGAAUGUUGAAGAUUCAUUAUUGGUAUAAUUGCAAUCUCAUAUAUAAAAUAUAAUUGGAAAUGAAGAUUGCAUUUAAUUGUAGAUUAAUGAAGAUGGAAUCUUUGAAAUAUCUGUAAUUAAUGAUGAAUUAAAUUAUGAUUCUCUAUUAUUGUUUCCAUACAUCAAAAGCAAGUAACAAUAGGAGAACCAGAUUUAGUUAUGUCUGGAGCUAUAGAAUUUGGGUCAGAUUUAGGAAGUAAAAUGUAUAGAUACAUAAGUAUUAAUUGUAAUUGACUAAUACAUAUUACUAGAAUAUAUGGAUACAAAAAUAAGACUGCAUUCAAUCGAUGACAAUAAAAUACUUUUAUCUAUAAUAAAAUGA